Talaromyces rugulosus is the source of this 2247-nucleotide messenger RNA. RefSeq lists its product as uncharacterized. NCBI's taxonomy places the organism in Eukaryota, Fungi, Ascomycota, Eurotiomycetes, Eurotiales, Trichocomaceae. Gene Ontology annotation, cellular component: nucleolus; nucleus; small-subunit processome. Gene Ontology annotation, molecular function: protein binding. Bases 1 to 2247 code for a protein of 748 amino acids. The record is from RefSeq and is a predicted model, not a curated record. Gene Ontology annotation, biological process: maturation of SSU-rRNA from tricistronic rRNA transcript (SSU-rRNA, 5.8S rRNA, LSU-rRNA). The transcript is spliced from 2 exons.
AUGAAACUCUCAACUCAGUCAUCUGUUCCGGUCUAUACGAUUUCAGGCUCCUCGACAGCCCGGCCACUUCCAGAAUGGCUUGCCAGGCGGAGGAAGCGCAGUCUGAAGAACGACCCAGAAUACGCCAACAGGGUCGAGCUGCUGCAAGAUUUUGAAUUCGAAGAAGCUAGCCAAUGUAUUCGCGUCAGUGAGGAUGGCCAAUGGGUUAUGAGCACAGGUACAUACAAACCGCAAAUGCACACCCAUUAUUUGCCACAUCUGUCGCUCUCUUUCGCCCGCCACACCAUAUCGCUCAAUACGACGUUUCUUUUGCUGUCUUCCGAUUACUCGAAGUCAUUGCAUCUGCAGGCAGAUCGAUCCCUCGAGUUCCACACCCCCCAAGGAUGUCACUAUACAAUGCGACUACCCCGCUACGGUCGCGAUCUCGUUUACGACCGACAGUCGACCGAAGCUCUUGUCCCAGCAGUGGGAGUCAAUCAAGAUGGCAGCGGUGAGGUGUUCCGCCUGAAUUUAGAAGCAGGUCGAUACUUGCGCAGCUUUGAAGUUGACGUGGGCGGAGACGAUUUUCACUCUACCGGCGGCGGUACUUUGCAAGGCGGCAUUAAUACAGGAUCGGUUAAUACGGGUACUAUUGCUGAAGAGAGUCACAACCUUCUCGCUUUUGGCACUUCGAUUGGCACUGUUGAACUGUGGGACUCGAGAGCUCGAGGCCGCGCGGGGAUUUUGCUGCCACCGUCACAGUCCCAGCCGGGAGAGAUGCGACACGAGAUUACUGCUUUGGAAUUCGACAGAUCGGGCUUGAAUCUGGUGACGGGGUCUUCCAAUGGGCUCAUGCACCUGUACGAUCUACGAUCCCCCGUGCCGUAUCUCAAGAAGGACCAGGGCUAUGGCUAUCCGAUCCACACGUUGAAGUUUCUCAACCCAUCUUCGCGAACACGCGAGCAAACACUGGAACCAAAAAUACUUUCUUCGGAUAAGAGAAUUAUCAAGAUCUGGGACCCUCGGAACGGAGCCCCGUGGACCUCGGUCGAACCGGCCGUGGACAUUAACAGUGUUGCGUGGUGCCAGGAUAGCGGUAUGAUAUUGACAGCAAACGAGGGAAGGCAACAGCAUGCCUUUUUCGUUCCCCAGCUUGGCCCAGCUCCCAAAUGGUGCUCGUUCCUGGACAACCUUGUGGAAGAAAUGGCCGAGGACCCCAACGAUCCUCAAGCAUUCACCGGAAACCAGGCAACAUCCGUGUACGACAAUUAUAAAUUCUUGACCACUGCUCAACUGCGCACUCUGAACCUGGACCAUCUGAUUGGACGAACCAACCUGCUACGACCAUACAUGCACGGCUACUUUGUCGCCCAAAGACUGUACGAAGAAGCGCGACUCAUCACAAACCCUUACAUCUGGGAAGAAGAACGCGCGAAGCGAGUCAAAGAGAAAAUCGACCUGGAGCGCGAAAGCCGGAUUCGCGGGAAGAAGAAAGCCGCCGUCAAAGUUAACAGAAAACUUGCCGAGAAGCUACUUGACAAGCAAGAAAAAGUCGAGCGUCGCAACGCCAAACGCGUGCUGGACCAAGGUGGCGAUGAGAAAAUGGAAGAUGCUCCUGCGGAUACAACUGCCACCACUACUACUGAGACAUCUUCUGAUAAGGGCUUGUUGGGUGAUAGUCGAUUCAAGCAGAUGUUCGAAGACACCGAGUUCGCCGUGGACGAAACGUCUUAUGAAUACAUGAUGCUCAACCCGAGCAGCAACAUAACCCCCAACACCGGAGAUCGCGCAGAACGCAAGGAACGUGGUCUCACUGCUGUCGAGCAAGAAGCCGCCGACGAGACACCAGGAUCUAGCAGCGACGACGACGACGAUGAUGACGACGACAACGACAACGCCAACAAGGUAGACGACAACGAUAAACGAUACACAAAACCCCAGCAGGCCACAGAAGACAUAUCCUACAAACGCAGCCGAAAACCAUACACAAAAAUGCAAGUCUCAUCAUCGUCAUCUAGACGAGCAGGACCCGGCGCCUCCCGGGACCGGUCCUUCGAGUCUCGCGCGCAAAAGAUGCGUCCUUCUACCAACAAUAGGGAUAGGACUGGUCGACGCAGUGCUGUCGGCGAGAAAGAGUUUACUUUUACGCCUCAUAACGCAAAGGCUAACAACAACAAGUCUCGAGAAGCAGAGCCUGUCAGACUGGCCGAGGAUUAUCGAAGCAAGGCACGCCGUAGCGCAUCAGGGAAUGCCUUCCGUCGCAUGUGA